UGCUCGUCUCGGUGCGACACGUUCCGCGAGGCAACUGCUGCUGGCUGCCGGUGGGACCAGAACCUGCUCGAUCAGUCUGCAAGGAUCGCUCGGCUCGAUACCAUCGAAAAGUGCAGUGUGCUCCGCUGAAUUUGAAAGUACCAGUGUCGAAUAGAACAGUGUGAAGGAAUCUAGGCCGGAGAAUAAGAAUCUUUCACAUCGACUAAACGACGAAAAAGUUCCGAGUGUGCGUGCGUGUUAGUGUGCAAAAGCCCCUUUGAGGUCCGAUUUUUUUACACCUUGUGAAACUAGCUCCAGAACCGAGAACCAGCCAAGAUGCCGUUCAAGCCAGCUGAGAACCCCAAGUGCCCCAAGUGCGGCAAGUCGGUCUACGCCGCCGAGGAACGAGUCGCCGGUGGACACAAAUGGCACAAAGGAUGCUUCAAGUGCGGAAUGUGCGGCAAGAUGCUCGACUCGACCAACUGCGCCGAGCACGAGAACGAGCUGUACUGCAAAAAUUGCCACGGCCGCAAGUACGGACCCAAGGGUUACGGAUUCGGUGGCGGUGCCGGCUGCCUGUCGAUGGACUCCGGUGCCCAAUUCCAGACCGAAGGAACUAACGGGCACACUGAGCCGAAACCGAUAUCGAAAGCACCCGAAGGAGAAGGUUGCCCUCGUUGUGGUGGAUUUGUUUACAUGGCCGAGCAAAUGUUGGCACGUGGAAGAGGCUACCACCGACGCUGCUUCAAGUGCCUAGUCUGCAACCGCACCCUGGACUCGACGAUCCACUGCGAUGGUCCGGACAAAGAAAUCUACUGCCGAGGAUGCUAUGCCAGUAGAUUCGGUUCCCGAGGGUACGGCCACUCGGGCAUAUCCUUCCUGGGUCUGAUGUGCGACGCUAGGGAUUUAGAUCUGCAAAGCGAAUUUUCGAUCAAGCCGUCGGCCAUUGACACGGGUGCCAUCAAGGCUUCCCCGGGCCAGGGUUGCCCGCGCUGCGGCGGAGUCGUGUUCGCCGCCGAACAGGUUCUGUCCAAGGGCCGCGAGUGGCAUCGCAAGUGCUACAAGUGCCGCGACUGUACCAAGACGCUGGACUCGAUCAUCGCUUGCGACGGUCCGGAUAACGACGUGUACUGCAAGACCUGCUACGGCAAAAAGUGGGGCCCGCACGGAUACGGAUUCGCCUGCGGCUCCGGCUUCCUGCAGACCGACUGCAUGACCGAGGAACAGAUGGCCUCCCAGAAGCCGAUGGUGAUCAACGACACGACCAGCAUCAAAGCGCCCGCCGGCCAGGGUUGUCCGCGGUGCGGUGGAAUGGUGUUUGCCGCCGAGCAGCAGCUGGCCAAGGGCACCAUGUGGCACAAGAAGUGCUUCAACUGUGCCGAGUGCCACCGGCCGCUGGAUUCGAUGAUCGCGUGCGACGGCCCGGACAAGGAGAUCCACUGCCGCGCCUGCUACGGCAAGCUGUUCGGACCGAAGGGCUUCGGCUUUGGCCACACGCCGACGCUGGUGUCGACCGAUGCGCAGUCCGCCCCGGUGCUAAAUGAAUUUUCGCCGUUGAUUGCCGAUGCUUUGGCUCAGGCUAUGGAAGGAACCGACGUUAAGCCGAUGAGCGGCCCCAAGGCCAAGGACGGCAAGGGUUGCCGCCGCUGCGGAUACGCCGUGUACGAGGCCGAAAAGAUGCUGAGCAAGAACCUGGUGUGGCACAAGCGGUGCUUCAGCUGUUUCGACUGCCACAAGUCGCUCGACUCGACCAACCUGAACGACGCCCCGAACGGAGAGAUCUACUGCAGAGGCUGCUACGGCCGGAACUACGGCCCACGUGGCGUCGGCUUCGGCAUCGGCGCCGGAGCGCUCACGAUGACCUAAGCUGCCCAACCAUAUCCUCCCCCUAAAAAAACCCCUUACAGCAAUCCCGGUUUUAUUUUACUUUAUUAUUACAAACUCUUUUUUAUAUUUGUUACAAUUACCAGAGAAAGAAAAGCCCAAAUGUAUUUUUCAAAGCUUUCCACACGCGACGACGACAACGACAGUGGAGAGACGAACCCUUUUUUUCUGCUAAACAUUUCCCGCUGUCCACGAAUCCGUCAAAAAAUCGUUCACAUUUCGUUGCUUACCGUAGUUCAAAGUCUCUGACAAAUCAACCAGAAGUGUAAGAUGUUAGUAUGAGGGCUUUGCUGCUCAACAAAAAAAAAUGAACAAUCAAAUUCAACAGGAAACUUCAAAAUUUUGAACCUUUAAACAGAUGAGCAAAUGAGCAGUCCAAAGCAUCUAGUAAUGUAGGCUAUUGCGAACGACCAGGGCGAAGGGUUCCAAACCCUGCGAUCACCAGAAAGAACAAGAUCCAAAAACUGUGCAAAACUCAUCUCAACUCAUGUACAUUCAAACAAAGCCGAACCUUACACACAUAAACUGUUUAAAUAUUUUACUUUCCUUACAACUUACUGCGUAGAAAUUGAGAGAAAGCGGCUUAGUGGUGUUUGCUUACGAGAAAACUUAACAUAACAUUAGAGAAGCGAAUCCAUUGUGAGACAUACCCAAAAAUCCACUUUUAACACGAACUCGUUAAGGUACGGUUAGUUUUCAAAAUUUUACUUUAAUUGUUUACUUUAUUUACUAGAUGAAGCAUUGACAAACACGAAUACAUGCGAGAAUACCAGCUUAGCCGAUGUGAAUUUUAACAGCAAGCUAGUGAAUGGAUUGAGUAACGCGACGAAAAACCUAAGUUAAUUUAUUACUAUUUAAAAAAACAUCUCACACGUACACACGCACAUACACGCGCAGCGGAAACAACGACACAGACGUGUUUUACAUCAAACAUAACACACAGACACACUCUGACAACUUUAAAAUGCUAGUGCUAGAUAGCGAAAGAUAUUAAAGAAAGUUUAAAACGACCGAAAAAAUGCUACUCCUAGUUUUUAUGAGGAACAUGUGGUAGGCGGUUAGAUACUUUUUUAUACAAUUAAUCUGAGAUCAAAACAACAACAACAAAAAACUGCGAAGAAUUGUUUCUUUGCAUCACAUUUUGCUAUCAUCAUUACUGUAAUUUUGCUAAUUAAUAAUCUAUAUAUAAUUGCGCUAAGUUAGGUAACUUAUUACGUCUCGUAAUGUAAAAAAAAAAACAAAAAUGAUAUUUAUUCAAUAAAAAUCUGCGUAAAAAACUA
Culex pipiens pallens (northern house mosquito) is the source of this 3143-nucleotide messenger RNA. RefSeq names its product muscle LIM protein 1 (gene Mlp60A). Gene Ontology annotation, molecular function: actinin binding; structural constituent of muscle. Bases 316 to 1845 code for a protein of 509 amino acids. NCBI's taxonomy places the organism in Eukaryota, Metazoa, Arthropoda, Insecta, Diptera, Culicidae. Gene Ontology annotation, cellular component: Z disc; cytoplasm; nucleus. Gene Ontology annotation, biological process: muscle tissue development; sarcomere organization. The transcript is spliced from 10 exons. The record is from RefSeq and is a predicted model, not a curated record.